Messenger RNA from Clupea harengus (Atlantic herring), 6252 nucleotides. RefSeq names its product dermatan sulfate epimerase like b (gene dselb). The record is from RefSeq and is a predicted model, not a curated record. Gene Ontology annotation, molecular function: chondroitin-glucuronate 5-epimerase activity; sulfotransferase activity. Lineage: Eukaryota; Metazoa; Chordata; Actinopteri; Clupeiformes; Clupeidae.
AGAAAACAACCACACCAUACUAGAUCGUAGCCUAUGGAAUACAAGGGAGGCACAACCACAAGUUCCGUCUUCCACAGCUCGCUCUGCUAAAUUCUGCAGCAAAUAUGAAGAGGAAAAUGCGUGCUUAGAACGCGGACUGUUUAUGACCAUCGGAUGUUAUACAUGACAUACGGCGUGUUCUUUUGCAUUUCAAUUCAACAGUUUUACUGUUUAAGUACCUGGUUUAUCGAAGUUCCCCUGAACUUGCCCAAUACGGGAGUAUUUCUGAGAUGGCUUCGGGAUGGAUGGGUACCUGGAACUGGGGAAAUGAACAAUUACUCCACUAAAGCGAACGAAACCUUGUUCAGCGUAGACAUUACAAACAGGACUGGCUGCAGUGUCAGGUGCGGAAAUGCUCCAGUUAGUUUGGCGUGUGCAUUUUGCUGUCAGGGCGAGGAGAAUAAAAAACAUUUGGGUGGCUGCCAUUGGACCGGACACUGACUGGGGCUGACUGAUGUUUGUCCACUGGAAUAUGUUUUGGCGACGGAAGAUCAAUACUACUUUGACGCUGGUCACAAGAGAAGGUGCCAGCCUCCAUAUUCUCUCUCAUACCGUCAAAGAGGACCUGCCUGCCGACUCUAAUGGAUAUAUUAACAUCUGAUCGCGUUCCAUGUUAAAUGUCCUCUCCUGUUGGUAUUAUUAUUACCGGUCGAUCCGAGCCCUUUCGUUUUAAUUGAGCAUGACUUUUAAUCCUUUUUACAAAAAGAUUGAGACAUAAGCCCAUUGUGUCUAAUUUUUUUAUAUUAGAUCGGAGGUGAACACUACAGGAUCCUGUUUCCAGAUGUAAGUUCGACACAAUGCGAUUGAUGUUGCUUAGGUGUAUGCUUCAGUCAGACUUAGCCUUCGUAAAUGACUUCACUCUAUUCUGUUUGCGGCCAGUUCCUCAUAUUUAUGACUGAUAACAACAGACUUGUGCUGCAUCUCCCACUUCUGUGAAUGCUAUCGCCGCACCAGAGGAGACCGAUGCCACAUGAAACAAGCUCGUAUAUAAUAUACUUCAGUCGGAAAGGUUAAAGCUACACAGAGGAUCACUGACAUUUCAUAUAUUUCAUUCGUGUGACCAAUGUUUGUCUCUGUAACUGUUUUUAAAACUGGAGAAAAUACUUGAACUGGAUGUAAUCAUGCCAACACUUACAGUCAUGCCACUUUAACCGUGUUAAAAGACAGAACUUUGAAAUCAUGGCUGAAAAGGGCAUUCAACACUUCAUAUUUUUGGUUUACUUAUUUGCUACCGGAGAUGCUUUUUCUGGUAUCUUCAAUGCAUCGGACAAAGAUUUUUUUAGUGACUAUGGGCAGCUAAAACUUACACAGGAUAGAGUGCCAGAACUCCGAAAACUUCAAGCCACUAAUCCUCAUCCCAACCUCUAUUUUAACCAAGCGGAUAUACAAGUCAUGAGGCAAAGGUCCACUACUACACACAGCCACAUCUUCAAAGUCAUCAGAGCAGCUGUGUUAACGAUGCUCUCCAGUCCUCCGCUCUACAUGCCCCCAGCAAGGCAUGAGGAGUUCUCCAGUAAGUGGAAUGAGAUUUAUGGGAACAAUUUAGCACCUCUGGCACUGUAUUGUUUACUGACUCCGGAGGACUCCGCUGCCCUUCAGUUUCUGCUCAAGUUUAUGGACCGCAUGGCGGAGUAUCCAGACUGGAAAGUCACGAGUGCCCCAAAUGACGAGGUGCCUAUGGCUCACUCACUCACUGGAUUUGCAACCGCCUUUGACUUUAUUUCUUCUAAUCUGGACCAGCAGAGACGGGAUCUUUAUCUGAGGAGGAUACGCACAGAGACAGAGGAGUUGUAUGAAACAUCUAAAUACAGAGGCUGGGGGAAGCAGUUUCUACAAAAUCACCAGACCACAAAUAUCCUUGCCAUUCUGACUGGUGCUAUUGUGGUCGGCACGCACGAUGACCCAGAGAGUAUGGUUUGGAAGCAGGUUUCAGUGAACUAUAUGGAAAAGACCAUGUUCUUACUGAACCAUGUUGUAGAUGGCUCUUUAGAUGAAGGGGUGGCAUAUGGAAGUUACACAGCUAAGUCAAUCACUCAAUAUGUGUUUCUUGCACAGCGCCACUUUAAUAUAGAUAACACACAAAACAACUGGCUGCGCAAUCACUUCUGGUUUUAUUAUGCUACCUUACUACCAGGCUUCCAGAGGACAGUGGGGAUAGCUGACUCCAAUUACAACUGGUUCUAUGGACCUGAGAGUCAGCUAGUUUUCUUGGACACCUUUGUAAUGAAAAACGGCACAGGCAAUUGGCUCGCACAACAAAUAAGGAAGCACAGGCCUAAAGAUGGUCCAAUGGGCCAGUCCUCAGCCCAGCGCUGGACUACGCUCCACACUGAGUUCAUUUGGUACGAUGCUCAUCUGACCCCCCAGCCCCCUCAGGGCUAUGGCACACCCCGGAUGCACAUCUUCUCGAACUGGGGGGUUGUAACGUAUGGCGCAGGUUUACCCAACAACCAGGGCAACACUUUUGUCUCUUUUAAAUCUGGCAAGCUAGGCGGCAGGGCUGUCUAUGACAUCGUCCAUGCCAAGCCCUAUACGUGGGUUGAUGGUUGGAACAGUUUCAACCCAGGACAUGAACACCCAGACCAAAACUCAUUUACUUUUGCCCCCAAUGGACAGGUGUUUGUAUCUGAGGCUCUGUACGGGCCCAAAUACAGCUACUUGAACAAUGUGCUGGUGUUUAGUCCUUCCCCCAGCAGCCAGUGCAACGCCCCCUGGGAAGGCCAGCUCGGUGAAUGUGGCAAGUGGUUGAGGUGGACAGAUGAGGGCGUCGGGGAAAGUGCUGGUGAAGUGGUGGCGGCAUCGUCUCACCAAGACCUCGUGUUUGUUAGCGGUGAGUCGGCCCCAGCGUAUUCAUCCGCCAUGAGGCUGAAGAGUGUUUACAGGGCCCUUGUGCUGCUCAACUCCCAGACUCUGUUAGUGAUUGACCAUGUGGAAAAACGGGAAGACUCACCGGUGAACACGCUCAGUGCAUUCUUUCACAACCUUGACAUUGACUUUAAAUACGUCCCCUAUAGGUUCAUGGACAGGUACAGUGGAGCACUGAUGGAUGUUUGGGAUGCCCAUUAUAAAAUGUUCUGGUUCGAUAGUCAGGGUUUCAGUCCAGACACUAGAAUCCAGGAGGCGGAGCAGGCUGCCGAGUUUAAAAAAAGAUGGACGCAGUUCAUCAAUGUCACCUUCCCCAUGCAGAGUACUAGAAGCAGAAUGGCCUAUGUAAUGCAUGGGCCCUAUGUCAAGGUGUCCAACUGUAGAUUUAUAGACGACAGCAAAAACGGUGUGCGCCUUUCAGUCAUCAUUAACAACACUGAGAAAAUCAUCUCCAUAGCAACUAACCACAGAGACAUAGGGGCACGUUCCAGCUACCUUGGUUUUGGCGGAUUUGCCAAAAUUGAAGACAGACAUCAAAUAGUCCGCUUUGGCCUGGGUGCACAACUCAUCCCAAAGCAAACUACAGUUGACAGUCAGCUAUUUGACUUUGGAUUCACAGUAAACGUGAUAGCUGGGGUAAUACUUUGUGUUGCCAUUGGAUUUCUGACACUCCAGAGAAAGUUCUAUGUGUGCUUCAGCAAACUGAUGCGCUAUGCUCUGCUCUCUGUUCUCCUCCUCUGGAUCUUUGAGCUGUUGUUUGUCUCAAACAGCUGUGACCAGCUACUAUGUGGGGUGAAGUGGAAAGGUGUCGCCACCAACCCCGAGGUCAGCAAACAGAUGAGGCUUUAUGAACAGCACCACUUUCCCUUGCCUACUAUCGUCAUAACAACCCUGCCUGGCUCAGGGUCAGACAUUCUUAAGCACCUUUUCUAUAACAACACAGAUUUUGUCUACCUGCGAGUUCCUACAGAGCACCUAGAUAUUCCAGAGACUGAGUUUGAGUUUGACUCCUUGGUGGAUGCUUGUGAGUGGUCCAAAGCCGAUGCCCAGCUGGGAAAGUACAAAAUCAUCCAGGGCUGGCUGCACUCGCUGGUCCAUGACACCCAUCUGCACCUGCAGAACAUUCCACUCCACGAGGCAGCCCGAGUGAAGCUAUCCUCCAGGUCGAGCUCCUCAAGGGACCGGAGGAAGAGGACCAGACGGAGGGAGCUGGUAGCUGAUGCGAGGGGGAAAGUGCGGGGAAGCAUUGAACGGGAUGUUGAGUAUUUGCGUGAGCUACGCAGGCACAUUGGGGAGUAUCCUAAUUCACGGGUGGUGCUAAACCUCAGAAGUGGCAGUUGGACAUUAAAACUACCCUUCAUUCAGGAAGUGGUGGGGCCAUCUCUGAGGGCUAUUUAUGUGGUCAGGGACCCUCGGGCCUGGAUCUACCUAAUGCUCUAUAACAGUAAGCCAAGCCUGUAUGCCCUUAAAAACAUUCCACAGCACUUGGCCCUGAUGUUCAAAGAGAACAUCAACAGGGACAGAUGCCCAGCGUUUGCCCAGGAGUAUCGGCCUCUCUGGCGACUCCUUUCACGCUCGGAGACAAACCCUGUCCUGCUGCUUGCCCACCUGUGGCUGGCGCACACCUCUGCUGUCCUCCGCAUCAGCGCCACGCUGCCGGAGGCGGCAUACCUGCGGGUGAGGUUCGAGGAUGUGGUGAACUCUCCACACGAGGCGGCUGAGAGGAUUCACUCGUUCCUCGGUGUCCCAGUAACACCCUCAGCACUAAACCAACUGAUGUUCACCACUUCUACAAAUCUGUACAAUUUAAUGUAUGAAGGGGACAUAUCACCAGCCAACAUCAAUAUAUGGAGGCAGAAUUUGCCUCGGAAAGAAAUCAGACUCAUUGAAGACACAUGUGGCUUUUUGAUGAAGAGGCUUGGAUAUUCCAGGUAUAACAGUUAAAUGCUGCAGGUCAGCUGUUAUAAUGUAUAUUUAUUUAGGCAUUUUUUUUGUUGUAUUUUUGCACUGGUGGGAAGCGUGAGUCAGUUUACAUAAAGCAGAGGAGUAAAAGGAAAUUCUGAAAAGGUACAGGUGAUGCUGAUAUUUUUCUUUGUUAUGUCGGAGUAAUCAUGAUCAUUUUUGGUAUCAUUUGUUGGUAUAUAAGUGAAAUUUUAUAUUAAAAUGAGAUUAAGGGAAAUCAUUUUUCUCCUUCCUGUUUUUCAGUACAAAGAAUAUUGUCAAAAUGCUUUAGUGUUUCUUUUGGUGUGAAAUUAUGAACUUAGUUGCCUCUGAGAAUAUCUACGCAUUAUAUUAUUUUUGUAGUUAACAUACCUGAAUCUGUUAUGAACAGUUUUUUUUUUUUUUCAAAAACAUGAAUAUAAUAUGCCAGAUGUCACAUAACAAUGUGUUUAAACUUGGUGAGGAAGUGCUCCUCGUGAAACUGUUGGAGAGAGCCUUUCACUCAUGAUUGUGAUGACUGUGUGUCAGUAAUGUUGCACUCUGCUGUAGAGAUUGCUGCGCUUCUGCAGCUGCAGAUACUGUGUGUAGUGUUUUAAGCCAGAGAAGAGGUGCUGGAACUGUAAUUGACUUGAAAGCUUAAGCUUAGUCUGCAUUGUGUAAAAUCGAGGGUGUUAGCUGUAAUCUCCUGAGAGGAACAUAUUAAGCCUAAAGCUUUGUAUUACAAUACACAUUGAAGCCCAAAGGUUCAGUUACUAAAAUAUCUUCUCGUUUUUUUUUUUUUUUUUUUUAAUCUGUGUCUGUGAAUAUAUUCCAGUUCCCACUCCACACCCACUCUCUUUUCUUCUCAAAAGGCUGCAGAGUGCAGCUGAUAGUGAUAGACAUCUCCCAAACCAGCCACCACAUAUUUCGACAGGCAUCAGGGGGAGAUCAAACUACAGUUUGUCUCCCAGGAUUUGGAUCCGUUCUCAGUCUGUCCGCCUCUCUGAAGCAUCAUAUACAGUAUGCUAUAUGAUUGCUACAAUAUGCCAUAACCAAACUCAUCUCACUACUGCAGCCAUACCCAUAGAAAAGCCCCAAAACAAAUGCACAUGAUUCUAAGCUUUCAUUUUCUGUAGCAUUCAGUCCCAUGUGUCUCACCGAACAGUCCCAAAACAGUCCCUCUAGAACAGGACAGUUAUAUUAGAUGUGGACAUUGAAAGAGUGACGCUGUGAGAGCUUCGGGGUCAUACAACCAGAUGACAAUGCGUCCCUCAGACAUCUCUUUUCACUCCUAGGUGCUUUGGUUUCUCUCCGAAAGAACUUUUGGAACCCCUCAAAUAUAUAAUGUGAGCCUUGAAAUAUAUAAUGCCAGUACUUUUAGCAUCAUGAACAGUUGAUGUGUAUUUUCAUAUCAUGUGUAACUGCACA